This is a messenger RNA of Hyalella azteca, 549 nucleotides long. RefSeq names its product zinc finger HIT domain-containing protein 1-like. Gene Ontology annotation, biological process: chromatin remodeling. Gene Ontology annotation, cellular component: Swr1 complex. The record is from RefSeq and is a predicted model, not a curated record. The transcript has 3 exons. Bases 64 to 537 code for a protein of 157 amino acids. Gene Ontology annotation, molecular function: nucleosome binding. NCBI's taxonomy places the organism in Eukaryota, Metazoa, Arthropoda, Malacostraca, Amphipoda, Hyalellidae.
CAACCAGACGGCCAAUCAGAAGAGUUUUGAUUGAGUUUAUUCUCACCCUCCAACCAAUUCAACAUGGCAUCCAGGGAAACAGGUCGUGCAAAAGAGACAGGCAACCGCCGCGUGCUGGAUGAGGCCGGCAGACGUCGAAGAGCCCGCAAGGCUCUAGAGGCGCUGGAGCAGGACAACUUCCACGAGGACCCUCAUGCUAAUCUGGUCAUGAGUAAAAAGGCUCCUAAAUUUGAGGAGCUUUUGGACUCACAUGGCAGAAGCAAGGAGAGGAAGAGGAAGACGCGUAGUGCCGACUACUUCAAACAAAGGUACCGGAAAAAUUUUGCCAUGUUACUGGAGGAGGACCAGCUGAGUAACCCAGACGGCCCCAACUACCUCACCGCUCAGGCUGGUGCAAGCCAGCUGCCGGAGCGUCAUCUGUGCGCUGUUUGUGGCUUCCCCUCCCCGUACAACUGCGUGGCCUGUGGUGCCCGAUACUGCAGUACACGCUGCUACUCCACACACCAGGACACACGCUGUCUCAAAUACACAGCCUGAUUAUUGUGUUAU